GCAGAGAGGCUUCAAGGAUCUUUGGUAGUAGCCUCACAGUCGUCAAGUCUCUCGCAAGAAGAGCCGCCCAAAAUUUCAUCACAGAAUGCCGUGCGCGCCCCCAAAUUGGAGUCACGCCCCGCCCGCCAAUGGACUCACGGACGCGCUCUAACCCUCCCUACUGUAUCGAUGAAGUUGUUUCAAAGAUGGCGGAUUUCCUGCCGUCCCGGUCCUUUUUAUCUGUUUGUUUUCCUAACUGUCUCCUCACUAGCAGUGAGGCAGAACAAUUAAGGAAAUCUAAAGAGAUAGAUAAGUGUAUAUCGCGGGAUAAAACGUAUGUGAAACGGUUGGUGAAGAUAUUAUUACUCGGAGCUGGAGAGAGCGGCAAAUCUACUUUCCUCAAGCAGAUGCGCAUCAUACACGGUCAGGACUUCGAUGAACGGGCAAAAGAAGAGUUCCGGGCUACAAUUUACAGCAAUGUUAUCAAAGGUAUACGGGUGCUGGUGGACGCACGCGAGAAGCUACACAUCCCGUGGGGAGACGUGUCCAAUCAGACGCACGGCGACACCAUGAUGGCGUUCGACACGCGAGCCACCUUGGUGGCACAGGGGCUGGUGGACACUAAGGUCUUCAUGCAGCACCUGCCCUCCAUCUGCGCCCUGUGGGCUGACUCGGGCAUCCAGAAUGCCUACGACCGCCGCCGGGAGUUCCAGCUGGGUGAAUCAGUGAAGUAUUUCCUGGACAACUUGGAAAAACUGGGAAUGCCGGACUAUCUCCCGACACAGCAGGACAUCCUGCUGGCGCGCAAACCCACUAAGGGCAUCCACGAGUACGACUUUGAUAUCAAGAACGUGCCCUUCAAGAUGGUGGACGUCGGAGGGCAGCGGUCGGAGCGGCGGCGCUGGUUCGAGUGCUUCGACAGCGUCACGUCCAUCCUCUUCCUCGUCUCGUCCAGCGAGUUCGACCAGGUGCUGAUGGAGGACCGGCAGACCAACCGUCUGACGGAGUCACUCAGCAUCUUCGAGACCAUCGUCAACAACCGCGUCUUCUCCAACGUCUCCAUCAUCCUCUUCCUCAACAAGACAGACUUGCUGGAGGAGAAGGUGAAGACGGUGUCGAUCAAGGACUAUUUCCCCGAGUACACGGGCGACGCGCACAGCCUGGCCGACGUGCAGAAGUUCCUGGUGGAGUGUUUCCGCAGCAAGCGGCGGGACCAGCAGCAGAAGCCCCUCUACCACCACUUCACCACCGCCAUCAACACCGAGAACAUCCGCUUGGUCUUCCGCGACGUCAAGGACACCAUCUUGCAUGACAACCUCAAGCAGCUCAUGCUGCAGUGACGUUGCCGAUGCAAAUGCACCCCUCACACCCCACCUGACCCCCAAGCCCCCUCUGCCUACCCCUCACCUGUGCUUUGGUCCAAACACCACUUCACCCACCACCUGUCUCUCCUGUCCUAUCUGCAGGAUUCACAUACAUUCACACACAUAUACACACACACACACACACACACACACACACACACACACAUACACACACACACACACACACAACUUUCCCCCUUUCCCUGAUCUCUCCAUGUCCAACCACUAUCCCCGUUUUGCCCCACAAAUCCCCAACACACACACACACACACACACACCUGAGAUGGGAUGGUGUCCCCAGCCCUUGUGCCUGGUUUUAACCAACUGUGGUCCCUUUCUCUGUAAUGCUCUGACCCGGGUUAAGGGGGGGGUGGUCAGGCAGAGGGGACUUUGUAAAUGUGCGGAAUCGCCACCGCUUUCCCUCCCCCACAGAGACUUGAGUGGCAAUGAACCGCUCGCUGCAUACUGAUGCGGGAGGAACGUCCGUCUGUCUGUCUGUCUGUCUCUGUCUGUCUGUCUGUCUGUGUCUGUCUGUGUGUGUUUGUUUGGAGAAAGUAAAUAUGGUGUACAAGCCCGCACUGUCAAACUGUAUACCGUUGCCUUACCCCCCACUCCCCACCCCCAGCCUCUUAGUGGCCGCUCUAAGAUCGACAAACGGUCCUGAGAGCUUAUCUUCUCCUCCUCCCUGUCUACCAGAUGAAAAACUGAUGCAGAGGGCAAAUCGCAAGCAAACCGAAAGACAAAAUGUAGUAACAGUGUAAGUGAAAGCUUUUUUUUGUUUGUUUUCUUUCUCUUUUUUGGUUUGGUUUUGUUUCUUUGUGUAUUGUAGGAUCCAACGGAAACAUCAGAGCACUGUCCUUAAAUGUCGCCUUUUGAGCCUUUUUAACACUGACCAACUACUCGCUAAGCAGCUGACUUGAUGUUUGGAGCUGACCUGUGUGCCAGUGAGCUGCUGUCUGAGUAGCCAGGGUUCAUAAAUGAUUAUUAAAAACCUUCUGGUGUUUGAACAGUUUGUUGUAUGGAAAAAGAGAUGUUCUGAGCCUUUGUCCACACCUUCCAGGCCCACUUUUGUUUUGCUUUUAUUUGUAGUUGUCUAAUCAGCUGUUUUAAAUCUUGAAUCUCUUUAUAAAUAGGCCUAUAUAUAUGAAUAUAUUUACCUAUGAGGAAAAAAAAACUUAACUUAUAUUUCAAGAAGUUUACACUUUUUUGGCUCUGGUGGAUUUCUGUUACAAGCAAUUGGAGAACCUUUUUUUUUUUUUGAGGGGGAGCCCUCGUUUCAUGCGUUCAUAUGUUUAAACAUGCACACACAGAAAAUAAACUGAAUACCUACUGUUUUCUGGCACACAGGGCAAGAGAAGUUCUGGUAUGUCUAUGUUUUUGAUUACUCUCAGGGCUCCUCAAGAUGACCACUUUUGUGUUUUCCUAAAGCCUACAUUCAAAUCCAUUUGUCACGCAAAAGAAGUUCACCGUUCUAAUUGACGGGUCAGUGUUUUGACUGGCUGGACUUUGAUUGGCCCCCUGCUGCUGGCUUCAACCUAUCACUGCCCUGCCCCAACCUUUUCCUGUAAACCAGCUGACUCCUCCCUCUUUUGUUUUUGUUUACAGUGGUUCUUAACGCCAGAAGGUUACUUUUGAAGUGGCGACAGCCAGUGGCGUUUAGAAUUUGCGUUUUAUUUCUUUUAUUUAAUUUUAUCUUAUUUUAUUACUUUUUUUUUUUUGGUUUGUUUUGCAUGUUUGAUCAUGGCCACAAGGUUUCAUUGUCCUGUGACUUAAAAAACGCAUAUGUGUACCUGACCUGACAAGAACCACUGUUUUUAUUUUGGAGGUACCAGUUGAAGCAUCGCCUCCAUUUGAUGUUUCUUUUCCUCUCCCAUUCUGUGGUGUAUGAAACAAAAAAGGGACUGAGUCGGCCUUGUGAAGCCCGCUCCCGGGUUCCAGGACAUUUUGUACAGCCCCCUGCCCACUUGCCUUGUUUGAUACAGGUGUCGUUCUAAGCCCUUUACUCUGGAAAACUUUACUGUAAAGUGAGGAUGGAUGUUGAUUUGUGAGCGUGUUGUUGUCGUGUUGUUUUUGCUGCUCCUGCCUUUCUCUGUUUAUGCAGAUGGUUACUGCACCUCUAAAGCGCAGCCUUGCUGGUGCCUGAAGUGCAAGGGGCUGGCUCUGUUCCUAUAGGAAAUGACCCCUUAAACACACACGCACAUACACCACGCAUACACACACCACACAUUAUUUGUGAAUGUUAAGUUCAACUUCCAUAUAGUAAUGCAUGUGCACACGUACACACACAUUCUCACGCUCCUGUUUUUAACCCUACUCUUCCUUAUUUGUACAAACACGCGCGCACACACACACACACCUUGGAAAGCCCUGCUGCCUGUGGCGGACAUGUUUGGUUGGAGGAGGGGUUGGUAGGAAAAGCAGAGUGGUCUUCUGCCUUUUGGCUCCAAGCCCAGAGGAGAACUCUAACGUUCAGAUUCAGCCUUUAUGAGACCUCUACAUUGGCCUCCCUUGUCCUCACAUACACAAUGCCCCUCACACACAACACACACAUUCACACAAUGUCCCUUACACACACACACCAUCACCACCACUCUUGACACACUCCAGUCUGUGACAAACUAGAACAGACAUGCAGGCAGCACAUUUGGACUAUGAAACCUUUUUCUUUCUCCGAACAGACACACACACACAUGAAAAGAGGUCCUUAGCGACCCUUCCCCCAGCCCCUGGUGCCUGUCUGCUGUGCAUACUGACCCUUCUUCUGUGCUGCACUUUUUUUUUUAACUGUUCAGAAAAAAAGCAACAAAUUAAUUGUAGAGGCCUUUAUUUUUUAUUUUUACCAAGCAAAGGUUAAGGAAGAAAAAAAAACCCAAGACCUUGUUGUCUGUAUGUCGACUGUACAGAUGCUGGUCCAGCAAUGGGUCGCCCUUUCAGUCUCUUCUCUCUGACUUUGACUGCCCUUGAUGACUAACCAAAGGACCCCUCUGACCAAACAUAGAAGGUCCUAGUCUGUUCUAGGUUUCAGCUUGCCUUAAAAAGUUGACCGUUAGCCUGAAUUUUUUUAAACACAAAAAGCGAAUGACUACUCUUUUUGUACAGUGGAAGAAAUAGAAGAAAAAAAUGAAGCUAAUUCUAAUGUCGAGACCAAAUGUGGAACAGGGUUUACUACCGUAGGCAGAUGAGGAUGAGUCACGUCGUGUCACUGUGUCAUCUGGGCCGUCGUCGGCCGCGGGAGGGAGGGAGGGACAUCUCCGUUUCUGUGUGUGCCCGCCUAGCGUGAGAAGGAGCCCCCCGGUGGCUCACUCACUCCCCCAGUCGCUGCACACAGAGUGCCUUUGCCCAGUUCCCUUUCAGUGCGUCAGAGGCCGGAACACAGCCAGACGUACCCAGCACAGAGUGCACGGGGAGGUGGUGACGGUGACGCCGCUGUGUGGGAGGGGGGAGCACAGCUGCCAACCAUGCAGUGCCCUUACCAAUAGUCCAAGCCACUCGUGCCAGCACCACACCACGCCACUGUGCCUGUCUGUCCACCUUCUAAAAAGCGCCAUGUGUACCGCCAUGCUGCCCCCACUGUGAUUCACUGGGUCACGUGGUACAUUUUAGAGCUGUCAAAGUCUGACCCACUUCUCUCUCUCUCUCUCUCUCUCUCUCUCUCUUUCUCUUUCUUUCUUUUUCUUUCUCUCUCUUUCAGCAGGCAAUGAUGUUGGGUCUGGGAGCCCUCUGCUUUGAAAUGUUGUAAUUAUGACCAGUACACUACUUCAGUGCUCUCUCUCUCUAUGCACUGUGACUGUGUGUGUGCCACAUCACUGUGCCAUGUUGGGUGAAAACAGCACGGGGGAAAAAAUGAAACAAAACUGUAAAGAAAAUUAUUGUGUGUCCUGAGCUUCUUCCAAUAAUGCCACCAGAUUUUUUAUAAUGAUUUUUGAGAAGGCCUUGGUUGUGUGUCCCUUUUGUGUUGUAUGUUGGGGGAGGGGGGGUGGGUUAUUUUAUCACAAUGUUUAUGCAACUGAUUCAGUCACAAAAUGGAAGACAAAUUAUUCCUAGUGCCUAUGGAUGGCUUUGUCUCUAAUUUUCUAAUCAUGCGUGUACAUGUACAAUGUAGAACUUUCAUCACAAACGGUAAAAACAGUUGCCCCCAUAUCAGGAUUCGUGUUACUUGCUGUUGAAGUCAUUGUUCAUAAAUGUUCGUUCAUGCAAAACUGCUCUUAAUGUAACCUCUUAACAACUGCCUCUCACCCUGCCAUCUUCUAAAAUAAAGUGAAAGAAAAGAAACCCUGAAA
Molecule: messenger RNA, 5623 nt
Organism: Alosa sapidissima (American shad)
Lineage: Eukaryota; Metazoa; Chordata; Actinopteri; Clupeiformes; Clupeidae
Gene: gna13b
Product: guanine nucleotide binding protein (G protein), alpha 13b
Exons: 4
Coding region: 129-1319 (396 amino acids)
Biological process (GO): Rho protein signal transduction; adenylate cyclase-activating G protein-coupled receptor signaling pathway
Cellular component (GO): brush border membrane; heterotrimeric G-protein complex
Molecular function (GO): guanyl nucleotide binding; GTPase activity; G-protein beta/gamma-subunit complex binding
Source: RefSeq, a predicted model, not a curated record